AUGUUCACGAUCAAGCGGAAAGCCGAUGAAUCCAUCGAGAAAUACAAGGCGAGACUCGUGGCCAAAAGGCUCCAGCAGAAGUACGGCAUCGACUACACGGAGACGUUCUCGCCAGUGGUGAAGUACGUGACGCUGCGCAUGGUAAUCGCGUUCAUCAAGUAUUUCGACUGGUCACUGGACCAACUGGACGUGGUGACAGCCUUCCUGUACGGAGAGAUGAAUGGAAGGGUUUUCCGCGCGAUCCCAGAAGGUGUCGACAUUGGUGAAGACUUUGACUGCUUCGAAUUGGUGAAGGCGAUCUACGGACUGAAACAAGCAUCGCGCGUAUUGAACAAGACUUUUCUUGAAUUCGUUUGCUCGAUUGGAUUUCAAGCGUCCGACUUUGACCCAUGCCUCUAUCUCAAGGUCGCAAGCGGACAGUGCGUGCUGUUGUUGGUCUUCAUCGAUGAUGUGUUAUAA
Messenger RNA from Peronospora matthiolae, 459 nucleotides. The record is from the annotation of a GenBank genome assembly. NCBI's taxonomy places the organism in Eukaryota, Oomycota, Peronosporomycetes, Peronosporales, Peronosporaceae.